AUACGCGCGUAUCUACAUUCGGUUGGACCUUAGCUCUAGUCCCAUUUUCUUCAGAAACCGAAUCGCUAUUUUCACCCAUUUUUAACAAUCGAUCUUUAUGAAAGCUUACGCGCAACGAGCAAAAUAAGAUCGAUUUUACAUUUUCUUUCUAAGCAAUGUUUAUCGAUAGAAAUGGAAUUUCUCUCGAUCCUAUCGUCGAAGAAUGUCUAACGUGGAACCAUAUGAUUUGAGUUUCUGUGGAUGCAGCAGAUGCGAUCAAGGACCGGAUAUGAGAGUAGAGAUGCAUUUACAUGUAAAUUUUCUCGUAAAUGGACACCGAGAUACCAGCGGUCGAUCAUUUAAUUAAAGAAAUCAAGCAAUGCACGAGUUCGCAUCGGUGAGGAGGUGAUGCCUCGAAAUCAGGGAUUUUCGGCCGUUUCGGCCACUCGGACGAUCAACUUGAAAAUUCGAACGAUCCUAACGAUUUUAUCGAUAUUACGAUUUACAUUGGCACAAGAAAAAAAGACUUUCAAUUACGACGAUAACAAAAGUUACUUUAUUGAUAAGGGGAAUGCCAGUUAUAUCGUAACAACUAGUUACGCAAAUAACAAGAUUGACUUAUCCGAUAAAAAUAUAGAUCAUUAUUGGACAAUCGAAGAACCUAGGGAAAGAUAUUUUUGGUUGAAAAAAAGGAAAAAGGAACAAAAGAAAGUAUGGAAGAAGGAUCAAAAGGAGGAGAUUGUAGAAAACAAAUCCGGAUUAGCGAGUAUUAUUCCAAUGAAUGCAUUUGAUGGAGUGAAGGAAAUAAAGUACCUUGAAUCAAGAGGUUCGAAAAAGAGAAAUAGAAGGAAAAUCACAGGAAGAGAGAAGAGAAAUAACGUGGAAUCCUCUCGAUCCGAGGAAGAUCGGAAUUCUAAUAACUCGAUGACCGAACAACGGACUUCAAGGAAUCGGAAAAAGGAACCUAGAUCGGAGGGUACGGAGUCCGAGAGGUUUGGGGUGAAAGGACCAAGAUCCUCUCGGAUUCUUCGCGGUAUCUGGAUAAAGCGAGAAUCCAUCCGCGAGAACUCUAACGUACUGCCUCCUUCUCGAAAGACAUUCUUUUCUUUAAACGAACUCGACGAGUUCUUGCCUGAAAAGAAAAAAGAAAGACAUUUUUAUUUUUAUCCGAUGGAUAGAAGAAGGAAAUACAAUUCGACCAUUAUUUACGGGCAAAACGAAAUUCGUUUAUUUUUCAAAGCGAACGAUCAGAGGAAAAUAAAACAAAUUUUGGAAAAAUCUUAUGAAACCUGGAACAAGGAUAAAUUAUACGAAAAUGAUGAAAUUCAAAAUUUAAAAUAUAAGAAAGAAUCAUUUGGAUUUAUAGAAAAUCAAAAUUUAAUUAAAUCGACUAAUUCGUCUGAGAGUUUGUUAAUGAAAGAACAAAAAGAACGGAAAUUUUCUUUCAAGACGAACGACAAAACAAAAUCAAAUUCGAGGAUUAGCGAGGAAAAUAAAUUUCGUAUAAUCGUAAGACCGAAAGAAGAAUACGCAGAUGAAAUAGGAGAAAAGGAAACAAAUUCUUUUCAUGGAAAUGACGAAGUAAGAGAUCUGCGAAAGAAUACGAAGAAAGGAAAGUAUUUAAAUGAAAAUAACGUAAAAAGUUUGAUUCGAGAUCGCCGAAAUGUCGAUAAGUUUUCAAAUGAUGCAACUGUUCCUUAUCCGACAAAAGAGACGAUUAAGUUGAAAACGCGAGAAGUGGAGGAAGAAGAAGAAGUUUCCGUGAUGUCAUCUGAUCGUGAAGAAGUCUCGAAAGAUACGGUUGGUCUUUGGUACCAAGAUAAUUCCGACUUAGAAGAAGAAGAAAAAGAAAAAGGAAAAGUAAUGGGAGAUGCAAUAGAAAUUCGUUUGAGAAAGAAAACUGAGAACAAAGAAGUUGGAACAAUACGAGGAGGAAAAGGAAGAAGAAAUUUGAGUGAAGAUAAGAAUGAAAAAGAAAUAAAUGAAACAGCAUAUUUGGAUUUAAAUUCAGAAAAAGAAGAGGUGAACAUUUCCAAAGAAAAACAAGAUGAAUCAAAAAGAUGGGGGGACGGUGGGAGGAAAGUCAUGGAAGAAGAAAUUCGUUCGAGUAAAGAAUUUUUCGAAUUGACAGGACACUUUGAUCUUACGGAAGGAUCACGAAACUAUUUGAAAGAGGAAGGUCAGGGUGGUGAUACGUUUUCGCACGAGGAAGUGACAAAUGUUACGGGCAAAGAAAUGAGAAAUGUAAGUUUAGAUCUGAAAGAAAAUGGGGAAGAAACGAUUCUCCUUUCGCCUCCGAUAAAUUAUUUGGAAAAAGAGGAGGAAACCGUAAAGAUUGUUCCUCCGAGUAUUAAGAAGAGGGAUAGAGAGGAUAAAGAAAUAGAAGUAACAUCUUCGGGAAUCGUGAAUGUUUCCAAGGAUAACAUGGUAUCCUGGAAUUCGAAGGAAUAUCGGAAAUACGAUACGAAGUCCGAAUCGGAUCGGCUAAAUUCGAGUAGAAGGAUGUCCAUCCUCGAAAGCGGCGCACGAGUUCAGUCUUUCAAGGACUCUCAAAGAAACGUACGCGAUCCUCUUGAAGAUUUCGUUAGUCCAAGGUCGCUCGACUAUCCUACUUCUCAUUUUCCAAAGGAUACGAAAGGAGGAGAACUAAAGAAUGAUCCAAGUAGCGAUUGGAACAGACAUGAGAUGAAGAAAGUGAAGGAAGUGCUGGAGGAGCAGGAGGAGGGGAAGAGGGAGGAAAAAAGGCGUUACCACGAGGAGAAGAUAAAAAGUAAAGAUUCCCAAAGAAAACUCUGGUUAAAGGACGAAGAACAAAUGGUAGAAGAUACGACCAUUUCGUUCAACGAUCUUCCAAAAUUGACGCCAUUAACGUUACCAAAUAUUAUCUCGAAUGAAAGAAAAGAAACUAUUGAAAGAACAAAUUCUAAGGUAAGCGACUAUAAAGAGGAAGUUAAGACAAUGAAGUUUCCAAUAAUCGAAAAUAAAUUCACAUCGAGUUUUCCAUCUUCUUUAAAAGAUAUUUCGUAUAAGAUAAAAGAGGUCGAACAAGAAGCAACCACAAACGCGAAAGAACAGUACGAAAUAAUAGAAGAAUCUAUCGAAUCAAAUACAUUAUUUUUAUUAUCAAAAAAGAAACGUUCUAAAUCAACUGAGGAGAUCGAAAGUAGUACUGACCCGACGAUAAAUUUGUCAACAAACUUCACUAGGUCGGUAAGAAACCAACUCCCUGAUUCAAUCACAAUAACCGAAGAAGAAAACUUUGAAACUUAUUCCCCUCGAGGAAAUUCUAUGGGAACGACGGAUAUUUCCAUGACGGAAAAAUCAAAAAGGACGAGCGGAAUUCCGAGUAGUUCGACCGAUCGAUCAUUUUCUAGCACCGAGAUUGAAGGGUUUACUUAUUCUCUUGCUGACGUUUUAACCUCUCAGUGGAUCGAUAAUAAUUCUCGGAAGUUAACAUUUCCUUCGACUACGAUAGAUACUUUUACAACUAUAUCGAUUGAUGAGAACAAUACAACAUCGGAUAAAAUAGUAGAAAAUAUGACGAGUGCAAGUUCAGAAUGGACUACUGUUUCUUUGGAAAAGACAACGAUAGCCAAUGUUUCGGUGAACAAACAAUCGAUUAACGAUGAUCAUAACUCAACGAAUAAACCACCGUGGCCAGUGAAACAUAGCGCAGUGGUUGAGGGUGACCUCGUUUUAGGAGGUUUAAUGAUGGUUCACGAAAGAGAGGAUUCAGUGAAGUGUGGUCCUAUUAUGCCUCAGGGUGGUGUCCAAGCAUUAGAAGCUAUGCUCUACACUCUGGACACGCUCAAUCAACGAGAGAUCGUUCCAGGGGUCAAAAUAGGAGCACAUAUACUCGAUGACUGCGAUAAGGACACCUAUGGCCUAGAAAUGGCGGUAGAUUUUAUCAAGGGAUCGAUAAGCAAUAUCGACGGAGCGGAAUACCAUUGCAAUAAAACCACCGUUCGUAAAGUUAUCAGCGGCGUCGUGGGAGCUGCAAGUUCUGUAACAUCGAUCCAAGUGGCCAAUCUUCUUCGGUUAUUCAGAAUUCCCCAGGUCUCCUUCUUCUCAACGAGCCCUGAACUCUCGAAUAAGCAACGAUUCGAGUAUUUCAGCAGAACUAUACCGAGUGAUCAUUACCAGGUCAAGGCUAUGGUAGACAUCGUUUUAAAAAUGGGAUGGAGUUACGUGUCUAUCAUAUACGAGGAGAGUAAUUACGGAAUUAAAGCUUUCGAGGAACUCGAAGAAUUACUAACGAAGAAUAAUAUUUGCAUCGCAGUUAAAGAGAAAUUAGUUAAAGAUUCUGGAGUGGCGGAAGAAACGGCUUAUGAUACUAUUGUUUCUAAACUACUUACUAAACCACGUGCUAAAGGUUGUAUAAUAUUUGGAUCGGAUCAAGAAGUAGCAGGAGUUAUGAGAGCUGUCAGACGAUGCAACGCGACCGGUUCAUUUUCUUGGAUAGGCAGCGAUGGAUGGAGCGCACGAGGUUUGGUGAGCAAUGGUAAUGAAGCAGAAGUUGAAGGUACACUUUCUGUUCAACCCCAAGCGAAUCCUGUCAUGGGUUUUGAGGAAUACUUCCUAAAUCUCACUGUCGAAAACAACAAGCGAAACCCUUGGUUCGUCGAAUUUUGGGAAGAUCACUUUCAAUGCCGUUACCCAAACUCUACAUUAACGCCACACAAUCAAAAAUAUACGAAACCUUGUAGCACCAAAGAACGACUUACCAAAGAGAACACAGUUUUCGAGGAUCAAUUGCAAUUCGUAUCAGAUGCGGUAAUGGCUUUUGCCCAUGCAUUCAGAGACAUGCAUAGAGAUCUUUGCGGUAACAAAACUGGAUUGUGUUCUACAAUGAAACCGACCGAAGGUACAAAGCUUUUGGAGUAUCUACGGAAAGUGCAAUUCAAAGGUUUGAGCGGCGAUGAAUUUCGUUUCGAUGAAAACGGCGAUGGCCCGGCAAGAUAUAAUAUCAUACAUUUCAAACAAACCGAACCUGGCGUCUACAAGUGGAUACGCGUUGGCAAAUAUCUCGAGGGAGUUCUACAUUUAAACAUGUCUAUGGUUCAAUUUAAGCUGGGACACAAUCAGACACCUGAAAGCGUUUGUUCCUUGCCAUGCGAAGUAGGCCAAGCGAAAAAAUAUGUUGAAGGUGAAAGUUGCUGUUGGCAUUGUUUUAAUUGUUCUCAAUAUCAGAUUAGACACCCAGACGAUGAAACGCAAUGCAAGAAUUGUCAACAGGGAACAAUACCAGACGAAACUCAUUCUACCUGUAGCGAAAUACCCGAAGAAUUCUUGAGACUCGAAAGUGGCUGGGCUAUUGGUGCUAUGUCCUUCUCUGCUGUUGGAAUACUAGUAACUUUAUUCGUCUGCGGUGUAUUCCUAAAACAUAACGACACGCCUGUCGUUCGUGCUUCUGGCCGAGAGCUAUCUUACGUCCUUCUUACUGGAAUCUUACUUUGCUAUCUCGUCACGUUUGCUCUCGUACUCAGACCAACCGAUAUUGUUUGCAGUAUUCAAAGAUUCAGUGCUGGAUUUUGCUUUACCGUAGUCUAUGCAGCACUUUUGACGAAAACUAAUCGAAUAUCGAGGAUCUUUAACGCUGGAAAACACAGCGCUAAAAGACCGUCGUUUAUAUCACCAAAUUCUCAAUUGAUCAUUUGUUCCGGUUUAGUAGGAGUACAGAUACUCAUUAACGUUGUUUGGAUUGUUAUCGAUCCAGCUAAAGCUAUGCAUCACUACCCCACGAAAGAGGAUAAUUUGCUUGUUUGCAAUAGCUACAUCGAUGCUAGCUAUAUGAUUGCUUUUGCAUAUCCUAUUAUAUUGAUAGUUGUUUGCACUAUUUAUGCGAUACUCACGAGAAAAAUUCCUGAAGCCUUUAACGAAAGCAAAUACAUUGGCUUUACUAUGUAUACUACCUGCGUUAUAUGGCUAGCCUUUGUUCCACUUUAUUUUGGUACUGGCAAUCACGUUGCAUUGAGGAUUACUUCGAUGUCAGUUACCAUCAGUCUUUCUGCUUCUUUGACUAUUGCUUGUCUGUUCACACCAAAGUUGUAUAUUAUUUUAAUUCGACCGGAUAGAAACGUACGACAGAAUAUAAUGCCACCGAGACCUUACAACACUACCAAAAGUUCAGCUGUAACUGGAACGAAUGCUUCGAGCAUGAUGGCUCCUGUUACAUUGACCGCCGUAACUUGUGAUCAAAACAAAGCCGUGAAGAAACAUAUCAUCAAAACUACAGACUGUUCCACGCAAAGUGAAUAUUACGAGUUGGAAUUGAAAGAACGAAAGAACGGAAAAUCAGCUCCCACGUUAAUUUCACGCGGAACCCAAACCCAAUCGAAUAACAACGAAAAGGAAACGAACGUCGACGUUCACCGUGUUGACAAAGAAUCAAAAGAAAAUGCGACUACAACGAGGCAAAUAAAUAAUACGAAAAUAGUAAACGGACCUGUCAAUCAAAACGACGUUACUUUAUAGCAAAAUGAUAUUAUCAUUGAAACGUCAAUCAUUACGGCUAAUUUAAAACCGAUCUCGAAGAAGCCUGUAAUUGUAUAAGCAACCAAAACAAAAUACUUUUGCAAGUACAUUAUUGUAAAACUCUAAAUAUUGUUAUAAAAUAUUAAAUUAUAUAACGAGCAAUUUUUUUAUUACUUGUUUAGAUAAAUUCUAAAAAAAAAUGUCGUAUAAUACAUUGUAUCAAAUGACGGACGAAAUUUACAUCCUUCAAUUUUCAACUAAAUAUAAAAAAAAAAAUAAAUAUAUAAUAUAUAUAUUUAACAUCUAUUGAAUAUCAUUAGUCGAAAAGAAAUUUGAAUGAAACUGAUAAAUAGAACGAGUCUUCUAUUAGAUAAAGAGAAUCUGUAGAUUCUUCAUUAAAAAGAAAGAAAAUAUUUCAUGGACCAUAGAGGAAAAGUGGAAAAAAAACAUGUGUAAAUACAAAAAGGAAAUAAAUCUACUAAUUGAUGUUUCAUCGUACAGUGUUUAAAAGGUGACUGUGAUGAUGUAUGGACGUGCAAAUAUAGUAUGUAAUACGUACAUUACAUCAAACGAUUAGAUGUGAGGCGUUUGUAAAUCGCCGAACUAAUUUUCAAAAUCUAUAUCAAUCUAAUAAUAACAACAAAAAUAAUUUAAAGAAUUAAAUAGAUCGAAAUUACUAAUAAUAAUUAUAAUAUAAUA
Molecule: messenger RNA, 7152 nt
Organism: Polistes canadensis
Lineage: Eukaryota; Metazoa; Arthropoda; Insecta; Hymenoptera; Vespidae
Gene: Glurb
Product: metabotropic glutamate receptor 2-like
Exons: 17
Coding region: 388-6453 (2021 amino acids)
Biological process (GO): G protein-coupled receptor signaling pathway
Cellular component (GO): membrane
Molecular function (GO): adenylate cyclase inhibiting G protein-coupled glutamate receptor activity
Source: RefSeq, a predicted model, not a curated record